UAGAGAAGAACUGAAGCAAGAAUCGAUCUUAUAUAUAUUUGUCUUCAUCAAUUUCAAGAUAUCAAGCUACAGAUGGAGAACGAAAAUGAUCAUCUUUUGGAGAUCAACCUAAUCUCCGCACAAGGUCUCAAAACUCCAUCCACCAAUCUCCGCCGUUUACAAACCUACGCAAUCGCUUGGAUCGAUCCAUCUUCCAAGCUUCGAACAAGACUCGACAUCGUCGGCGGUGAAAACCCUACAUGGAACGAGAAAUUCCUAUUUCGAGUCACCGCCCAUUUCCUCUCAAGCCAAACCUCCGGUAUAACAAUCGAGAUCUACUCAAUCGGUUACAUUAAAGAUCCUCUCCUCGGCACCGUUCGAUUUCUCCUCAGCAGUUGUAUCCCUAACGGAGGCGGCGCCGCCACCCCUGCUUUCACCGCCGUUCAGAUCCGCCGUCCUUCCGGUAGAUUCCAAGGCGUUCUCAACAUCGCCGCAACUGUUCAUAACGGAGGAUUAGGUUUAGCAUCGAUUAAUGGAUUACAAGCGAUUAGUUUUCGAGAUCUUAACGGAGAUAAUCGACGGCGACGGUUAGGUCAUCGGAGGAAGGGAUCUUCUAACAAGAGUGAGAAAUCGUCCGGCGACGGUGAUGAUGCAUCCGACGGCGGUGAAUCGACGACGUCUUCGUCGUCGAUCUCAUCUAUGGCGUUGAAGGAGAUGAAUAAUGAGAUUGGAGAAGAAUUGGCGGGAAAAAAAGAGAUGGAAUCGGACGGUGGUGGUGCUAUGCUGUGUGGUCUAUUCUUGCAUCAAAGGAAGCUUCAUUUUGGACCGUCGGAUGAAAAUAUUCGAGCGUUUACAUCAUCUAUGUGGAAGAGAAAGGAUUGAUCAAACGGUUUAGAUUGGAGGCUUCGAAUUAUACACAAUGUUUGAUCGUUUCAGACAAUUUUAAUUUCAUGUUACACAUUUCAAUUUCAUACUAUUUUUUUUUCC
Impatiens glandulifera is the source of this 966-nucleotide messenger RNA. RefSeq lists its product as uncharacterized. The record is from RefSeq and is a predicted model, not a curated record. The coding region runs from base 73 to 861 and encodes 262 amino acids. Lineage: Eukaryota; Viridiplantae; Streptophyta; Magnoliopsida; Ericales; Balsaminaceae. The transcript has a single exon. Gene Ontology annotation, biological process: defense response.